CUUUCCUGACACUGUUCUCUUCCACGAUCGCUGUCUGACUGAGUGUUCGACUCAACCGGGUCACGUUGGACGGUGGGUCCGCAGAGUCGGCUGUGGAGUCCUGCCAGGUUCCUAGAGGUGUGCAUUAGCGACCAGAUUGCAUGGCAUUCAAGGUACACAGGUGACUUCAAACCAUCGCAGCAGACAAUGAGCCGUUUGUAGGAACUGCGCUCGAGGCGUGUCAUUUUGUAUAUAUACAGAUAGUGGUUAUAUGCCGUAAGAUAUAUGGGACUAUUUCUCGAGAAAGGGCGGAUUUCGAGAACCACGAUGCCUUGUCAAAGCUCCUGAAAGGGGUCCAUCAUGGCUUGGGAUAGUGCCUAUAUUUAUAUCGAUUUAGUCCAUCUGACAGGCGUGCUCUCGGCGACGGAGUCCAUUCGUCAGCAUUGGCGCUCAGCUCAGCCGCUACACAUCUGUAUUGAGAUAAAACUUUGUUCUCAGCCCUGUGGCCACUUUCGAGGAGGCUCAUCAGCCAGUCUUCGUCACGAUGGCUUCUGUGACGAGCGAUCAGUGUUCGGGAAUACGAGUAGCGAAAGGCCGCCCUGCCAUGGUGAUUUGGCCGAGCUGAAGGUUUAUAUCCGAGAUAGAUACGGAACAUCAUUGAGAUUGAAGUGGGAUGAACUCAGAGAAACAACGGUGGGCCAUAUUGAUUGCUUGAUUGUUGUUUGUCAAGAGAGUCGAGUCGCAAAGGCGGCGGCGUGGGGGGAAGCCAGAAGGCAUGCAUGCACUAAACCAGAUCGACUCCGCAAGCAAACUGAAAGCAAUCAACAACAACUUCUCCAGCCACAGCCCAGACUUUCAAAGCCUCAACAACAACACGAGGCUGACCAGAUGCAAAAGAACAGAGGCUCAUCAGGCCUCCCCCGCAUUCAGCUACAAGGCAUCACGCGCAGAGUAAGCGAGGUGACACUCUAUGCCUCUCGAAGUCAAUCCCCCGUAUUCGUGCAGCUCUUCAGUUUGUUGAUGUCCGGCUUGCUCAGCACAUCACUCGGCCUUCACCAUCGACGUUCUGCACUUGUGCAAGUGAAUUGGGUGUUGGCUAACGCCAAGAUGAACCAUUUGGUCCUGUAGCUGCCAAGGCUACGGUCGCUGUUCUGUAGCGCCGUCCAACCGACUUCAACAGCGCUGCCUCCGACAGUCUUUGCGCGAGGCUGCUCAUCCCUGUUCGAUUAGAGAGUCACCUGCGGCUCUGAAUCCCAUGCUAUUGCACGGAUUGAUGAGCUAGAUCCACGGGUUUGAGACGAGACUCUGUGGUUCAGACGAACGAGAGAUGGCAUGCGAUGUCAAAUGAUAGAUACUGAAGGAUAGUCC
This is a messenger RNA of Aspergillus fijiensis CBS 313.89, 1347 nucleotides long. RefSeq lists its product as uncharacterized. Lineage: Eukaryota; Fungi; Ascomycota; Eurotiomycetes; Eurotiales; Aspergillaceae. The record is from RefSeq and is a predicted model, not a curated record. The transcript has a single exon. The coding region runs from base 340 to 1107 and encodes 255 amino acids.